Molecule: messenger RNA, 5170 nt
Organism: Cyprinodon tularosa
Lineage: Eukaryota; Metazoa; Chordata; Actinopteri; Cyprinodontiformes; Cyprinodontidae
Product: thrombospondin-1-like
Exons: 22
Coding region: 166-3684 (1172 amino acids)
Biological process (GO): cell adhesion; negative regulation of angiogenesis
Cellular component (GO): extracellular region
Molecular function (GO): protein binding; calcium ion binding
Source: RefSeq, a predicted model, not a curated record
AGCGCAGGUCAGUGGAAACAGCGGAGGCUCUAAGAUUAAAGAAAGAAUUUCCAACUUUACCAAAAUACUGCUUUCAGAGCUGCGAAGAGGAAUCACAUAAUUGAAAAAGGACUUUUUUUUUCUUUUUUUAUACUUUUGGACACAUUUUUAUUUCAAGAUUGCAAGAUGAUGCUGAGCGGCAUCGUUUUUCUGUUCUUGCUUUGGAGUUGCCAAGGUGCUAGAUUGGCAGAGAGUCGCGAUGAUAACAGUGUGUAUGAUCUAUUUGAACUGGCAAAAGUUAGCAAAAAACAUAAUGGAGUGAGUCUGGUCAAAGGCAUAGAUCCAUACAGCCCCGCAUACAAGGUCCUGAAUGCAGACAUGAUCCCCCCUGUUCCCGACGCCUCCUUCAGGGACCUACUGGACUCCAUCCAGGCAGAGCGGGGUUUUCUCCUCCUGCUCAACCUGAAGCAGUUCAAGAAAACCAGAGGAGGUCUGCUGACCGUGGAGAAAACUGACGGAUCCGGACCCAUCUUCGAAAUCAUAUCUAAUGGGAAGGCGAACACGCUUGACCUGGUCUAUUCCACCGAGAGGCAGCAACAUUUGGUUUCCAUUGAGGAUGCAGGCUUGGCCAAUGGGCACUGGAAGAACCUCACACUGUUCGUCCAGGAGGACAGGGCACAGCUUUUUGUGGGAUGUGAAGAGAUCAAUGUGUCAGAGUUGGAUGUGCCAAUCCAGACUUUACUGUCCAGGGAGGUGGCAGAUAGAGCCAGGCUGAGGAUUGGGAAAGGAGCAGUGAAGGACAAGUUUAUGGGGGUGCUUCAGAAUGUCCAUUUCGUCUUCGGAACCACUCUAGAUGCCAUAUUAACCAAUAAGGGAUGUAAAAGUGGAGCUGCCUUAACACAAAUGAUGACCCUGGAUAAUCCAGUCAAUGGUUCCAGCCCUGCCAUUAGGACAGAUUAUACUGGCCACAAAUCCAAAGAUCUGCAGACUGUCUGUGGUUUCUCAUGUGACGACAUCGCCAGCAUGUUUAAGGAGCUCAGGGGACUCAAUGUGAUUGUCAAGCAGCUGUCGAAUGAACUCCAAAAAGUGUCUACAGAUAGCGAAUUACUGAAAAAUCAGAUAAACAUUCAUAGAGGGAUCUGCAUCCAUAACGGCAUUGUGCACCAAGACAAAGAUGAAUGGACAGUGGAUGGCUGCACAGAGUGCACCUGUCAGAACUCUGCAACCGUGUGUCGCAAAAUAUCCUGUCCCCUCAUCCCCUGUGCCAAUGCUACUGUGCCUGAUGGGGAAUGCUGCCCUCGCUGUGGGACACCCAGUGAUUAUGCAGAGGAUGGCUGGUCUGCCUGGUCUGACUGGACCCAUUGUUCUGUGACUUGUGGUCGUGGCAUCCAGCAGCGUGGACGUUCCUGUGACCGCAUCAACAGCAAGUGUGAGGGCACCUCUGUCCAGACCCGUGAUUGCUACUUGCAAGAAUGCGACAAGCGAUUUAAACAGGACGGAGGCUGGAGCCACUGGUCACCCUGGUCUUCGUGCUCUGUGACCUGUGGUGAAGGGGUCAUGACACAGAUCCGCCUCUGCAACUCCCCAACGCCGCAGAUGGGUGGCAGAGACUGCCAGGGAGAGGGACGUCACACCAAAGUCUGCCAGAUGUCACCCUGCCCUAUUAAUGGAGGAUGGGGGCCUUGGUCACCAUGGGAUACCUGUUCUGCAACCUGUGGUGGAGGAAUCCAAACAAGAAAUCGUCUCUGCAAUGAUCCUGUUCCCAAAUAUGGGGGAAAGGAUUGUGUUGGCGAUGCUACCAUGGUUCAAGUUUGCAACAAACAGGACUGUCCUAUUGAUGGUUGUCUUUCCAACCCUUGUUUCCCUGGAACAAAAUGCACAAGCUUCCGUGACGGCUCAUUCAAGUGUGGCAAGUGCCCACUUGGUUAUACUGGUAAUGGGGUCACCUGCACGGACAUUGAUGAAUGUAAAGAGGUCCCGGAUGCUUGCCAUUAUCAUAAUGGAGUCCAUCGUUGUGAAAACACUGAGCCAGGUUACAAUUGCCUCCCCUGUCCUGCACGUUUCUCUGGUCCCCAACCCUUUGGAAGAGGAGUGGAACAGGCAAUUGCUAAAAAACAGGUUUGCACUCCCCGCAACCCUUGCAAGGACGGUAGCCACAACUGCCAUAAAAAUGCAAAUUGCAUAUAUUUGGGCGUGUACUCCGAGUCAAUGUUCCGCUGUGAAUGCAAGCCAGGAUAUGCUGGGAAUGGGCGGAUUUGCGGAGAGGACAGUGACCUGGAUGGAUGGCCUAACACUGAUCUGCCAUGUGUGGAGAACGCCACUUAUCACUGCAAAAAGGAUAACUGCCCCAACCUUCCCAACUCUGGGCAAGAAGACCAUGACAAAGAUGGCUUUGGGGAUGAAUGUGACCAUGAUGAUGACAACGAUGGAAUCCCCGAUGAUAGGGACAACUGUCCCAGAGUGUACAACCCUGCCCAGUAUGAUGCAGACAGGGAUGAGGUUGGUGAUCGCUGUGACAACUGUGUGUUUGAGGCUAAUACUGAUCAAACAGACACAGACAACAACGGAGAAGGUGAUGCAUGUGCCAUCGACAUUGAUGGUGACGGCAUUCUAAAUGAGAAUGACAACUGCCCAUAUGUGUACAACGUCGACCAGAGAGACACAGACAGGGAUGGCGUGGGAGAUCACUGUGAUAACUGUCCCCUCGAACACAACCCAGACCAGAUUGACUCUGAUGCAGAUCGUGUUGGAGACAAAUGCGAUAACAACCAGGACAUUGACGAGGAUGGUCACCAGAACAACUUGGAUAACUGCCCCUACAUCCCCAAUGCCAACCAGGCAGACCAUGACAAAGAUGGCAAAGGAGAUGCUUGCGACCAUGAUGAUGACAACGACGGUAUUCCUGACGAUAAAGAUAACUGCAGACUGGCCUUUAAUCCUGAUCAACUGGAUUCUGAUGGUGAUGGUCGUGGAGAUAUCUGCAAGGAUGAUUUUGACCAAGAUAAUGUCCUUGAUAUCCAUGAUGUGUGCCCUGAGAACUUUGCCAUCAGUGAAACCGAUUUCCGAAGAUUCCAAAUGGUUCCCUUGGAUCCGAAAGGCACCUCUCAGAUUGACCCCAACUGGGUGGUCAGGCAUCAAGGCAAGGAGCUGGUGCAGACUGUCAACUGUGACCCCGGCAUUGCUGUCGGUUAUGAUGAGUUCAGUGCCGUGGAUUUCAGUGGAACAUUCUUCAUCAACACUGACAGAGAUGAUGACUAUGCCGGUUUUGUGUUCGGCUAUCAGUCCAGCUCCCGCUUCUACACAGUGAUGUGGAAACAGAUCACACAGACCUACUGGUCUCACACACCCACUAGAGCUCAAGGUUACUCUGGUUUGUCAAUUAAAGUUGUGAACUCCACCACGGGGCCAGGCGAACACCUCAGAAAUGCUCUGUGGCACACUGGAGACACCCCAGGACAAGUCCGUACUCUGUGGCACGACCCCAAGAAUAUCGGCUGGAAGGACUUUACCGCUUAUAGAUGGCACCUUACCCACAGACCCAAGACUGGGCUUAUUAGAGUGGUCAUGUAUGAAGGCAAGAGAAUCAUGGCUGAUUCUGGAAACAUUUAUGACAAAACAUACACUGGUGGGCGACUAGGCUUGUAUGUCUUCUCUCAGGAGAUGGUUUACUUCUCAGACCUCAAAUAUGAAUGUAGAGAUUCAUAAUUGCACCCCAGAGCCUUCUGGAAGAAUGAAUCAGCGCAGGCCUACAUCAGUUUUUGUUUCAUUUAUAUGUCCUCUGAAAAUGCACAUUGGAGGUAUGUUGAGUAAGUGAGCUAACGAGGAAGGAAAGGGACCUCAGGAGUUGAAGCCAAAUAAAAAAUAUCAACGCUGCACGAAACUCAAACUGUGAGUGCAGUUCUGCUCAGAAGAAAUCGGCUCUCUUUUAAUCUGUCCGUGCUGAUCUGCAUCAGAGGAGGGCCACAUUUUAUUUCUUUGCACACCUGAACUGAUAUUCCUCUAUGGAUAAAGAAGCAAAGGGAAGAAAGUAGUUUUUUUUUUUUUUUUUUUUUUAGUAUAUAUACUAAUUUUUAGUUUUAACAUACAUCUGCUGUGGACUGAAUGAUGAAACUACUCAGAAUGAAGAAAGUAGUAAUUAGCAUUUUGAAGAUGGGGUAACAAAAGAAAGCGAUGCCCUGUGAAGGAACUGUUAAGGGAAUAAAGAAAGUAAGAUAUAACUAUUAUUAUUAAUAAGUGAAUGUGGUGGGUGGGGUUUUUGUGCAUGUUUGACACUAAAAAAAAGAACUGCAUGAAGACAGCUCAAUCAGAAUUAAGUAUUGAUUUAUUUCCACAAGGCCUUUAACAUGGGCUACAGACAAUGCUUGGUUAGUAAUGGAGACGAAGGGCUAGCCCAAAAAUCUCUCUUCUCAGGAAAGUAGACUGCGAGCAGGAGAGCUUGGAACACAAAUGAUCAGAAAAUCUUGUCUUAUGACCUAUUGCAGUGAAGGCCAGUCUGCUUUCUUUUAUUUUUUUAACAUAGAGCAUUUAAUUGUAGCUCCUCUAAGCAUCUUUCUUUAUUAUUAAAUAUUAUAAGCAACCUUUUAUGGUUGACAUCAUCAAAAUAUAUAUUGUUACUUCUAAUUAUGGGGAGUGAAAAUAUGUUAUCCUGCUUUCUGCACAGUGUGCAUGAUGGCAUGCCUGAAUUUCACUGUUUGAAAGAUGGGGGGAAGAAAGGAAACCUUUUCUCUACAAAUAUUACCUCAUCUUUUCAUUGAGGCCAGCAAACACGAGAACCACAAUUUUUAGCAACAGAGUAUAGAAUUUUUUGGACUUUAGUAUCAUUAAUAUGCUGUAUAUAAGAUAUUUUUGUAGUACAGGAAAUGGAAAAGGAUUAAACUGAUGUUUUGCAGUCUGUAUUUCUUGUUCCUUUUGAUAAAUUAUUCUGUUUUUUAUGUAAUUUGUGUAGAUAUAUGCUAUUUAAAUAAUUUAUCUUGAAGUGUAACCUCCUAUGGAAGUUUCUAUCUGUAUAAACGUUUUUGCACACUGACAUGAGGGUGUCUUUUUUAUUUUAAUUAUUGUUUGUCUUUGAUUAUUAGUGAAACUUUUCUAUAAACAUUUGUGCUAUAGUUUCUAUUACAAGUGCUGUUUAUAUUCCUAAAUUUAUUGUUACUUUGUAAUGUCAAGUGAACAAUAAACCCUUAAAAAAAAGCUA